Molecule: messenger RNA, 369 nt
Organism: Gordionus sp. m RMFG-2023
Lineage: Eukaryota; Metazoa; Nematomorpha; Gordioida; Chordodea; Parachordodidae
Exons: 1
Coding region: 1-369 (122 amino acids)
Biological process (GO): DNA integration
Molecular function (GO): nucleic acid binding
Source: RefSeq, a predicted model, not a curated record
AUGUCGCAUAGAGACAAGAAAAGGAUAUGGUCGAAGGCUGCACAGCCAUUGGAGUUCAUAAACCUAGAUUUAUUUGACUUUGAAAACAAAAUAUAUAUACUCGUGGUGGAUGCCUAUUCCAAAUGGGUAGAGUGCGAAGAAGUGAGGGGGACAAUUCAGGUGGUGGUAAAGACGUGGUUCGGAGUGGCGAAGCUAAUAGUAUCGGAUGGGGGUCCAGAUUUCAUAAGUGGACAGUUCAAAUUAUUUUGUUCUGAAACCGGGACGAGACACAUUUUGGUGCCACCAUAUAACCCAAGUUCGAAAGGUCAACCGGAGAGGUUGGUGUCGAUUGUCAAAAAUGGUUACAAAAAUCAAAGUAUGGAGGAGUGA